Colletotrichum gloeosporioides is the source of this 1443-nucleotide messenger RNA. Its product is annotated as Pre-mRNA-splicing factor prp46. Gene Ontology annotation, biological process: mRNA splicing, via spliceosome. The record is from RefSeq and is a predicted model, not a curated record. The transcript has a single exon. The coding region runs from base 1 to 1443 and encodes 480 amino acids. NCBI's taxonomy places the organism in Eukaryota, Fungi, Ascomycota, Sordariomycetes, Glomerellales, Glomerellaceae. Gene Ontology annotation, molecular function: protein binding. Gene Ontology annotation, cellular component: Prp19 complex; precatalytic spliceosome; catalytic step 2 spliceosome.
AUGGACUUCGCUGUCUCCGAGUCCAGCGUUCCAACAAACUCAAGUCUUGGAGAGUUGCUUGAUGGAAACCACAAAGCGACCAAGUCCUUCUACUCAAAUUCGCCAAGCGCGCCAACGAGAAAGCGACAGAGGACUGACUUGGCCGAAACCACAAUCGAGGCUUUUGACGACAAGGACCCCACCGAACGUCGCUUCCGGCUGGAAUAUGCCACCGUGCAACAGCUCCCAGCAUCUCUCGCCGCCAAGCAACCAGCUGCUUCUAAGUCGCGCAGAACCAAGCCGAACACCAACGCUGAACAAACCCUCGUACGCCAACGAUCCGUCCAAAAACUUCUCGAGGGGCCAGCCGAGUCUACAAAGCUCACGAAAGCCACUCAUUCAUCCAAUGGCUCGUCUCCGCAUCUGUCUUCUGAGCCCAUGAGCCUUGCGCGGGCCGGGUCGUCAGCAUCACAGAAUGGCAAGCCCGAAUGGCAUCCUCCUUGGAAGCUUAUGAGGGUCAUCUCAGGCCACUUGGGCUGGGUGCGAAGCUUAGCUGUUGAACCUGGAAAUAAGUGGUUUGCCAGCGGCGCGGGCGAUAGGACCAUCAAGAUUUGGGACAUCGCUACAGGAUCCCUCCGCCUCACCCUGACGGGUCAUAUAUCGACAGUUCGUGGCCUUGCCGUAAGCCCGCGCCACCCUUACCUUUUUUCUUGCGGUGAGGACAAGAUGGUCAAAUGCUGGGAUCUUGAAACCAACAAAGUCAUACGGCACUACCACGGUCAUCUGAGUGGCGUAUACACUCUUUCGCUUCACCCGACACUGGAUGUGCUGGUGACGGGAGGUCGAGAUGGCGUCGCGAGGGUAUGGGAUAUGCGAACUCGAAGUAACAUACACGUCCUUUCGGGCCACACUGGAACCGUAUCGGAUGUUAAGUGCCAGGAGGCCGACCCCCAAGUUAUCACUGGGUCUCUUGAUGCAACCGUGAGACUAUGGGACUUGGCUGCAGGCAAGACCAUGGGGGUCCUUACACAUCACAAAAAAGGCGUCAGGGCCUUGGCUACACAUCCUCAAGAGUUCACUUUUGCCUCUGGUAGCACAGGGAGCAUCAAGCAAUGGAAAUGCCCCGAGGGAGCCUUCAUGCAGAAUUUUGAUGGACACAAUGCCAUCAUCAAUACUCUCAGCGUAAACCAGGAAAACGUUCUCUUUUCCGGCGGCGACAACGGCUCGAUGAGCUUCUGGGACUGGAAGACGGGCCAUCGCUUCCAGUCGCUGGAUACCACAGCGCAGCCAGGGUCCUUGGAUGCCGAGGCGGGGAUCAUGAGCUCAACCUUUGAUCGGUCUGGACUGCGGCUUAUUUGUGGCGAGGCAGACAAAACAAUCAAAAUAUGGAAGCAGGAUGAAAAGGCAACUCCUGAAACGCACCCUGUACUGUGGCAGCCGACGCUUGCACGACGCAAAUAUUAG